Molecule: messenger RNA, 1764 nt
Organism: Impatiens glandulifera
Lineage: Eukaryota; Viridiplantae; Streptophyta; Magnoliopsida; Ericales; Balsaminaceae
Product: CBL-interacting serine/threonine-protein kinase 6-like
Exons: 1
Coding region: 271-1569 (432 amino acids)
Biological process (GO): signal transduction; protein phosphorylation
Molecular function (GO): ATP binding; protein kinase activity
Source: RefSeq, a predicted model, not a curated record
AUACAACCAUAAGAGAAUUGAUCACUCAAACCCUAAUUGAGAGGUGAGAAAAUUCUCUGGUUGCAAUUGUGGCUAUUAGGGAAUGCAGAGAGAUGAUAUCAGAGACUUCCUUUUCUAAAUCUCAGACCGGUGGUAGGGCCGAGAAGAACGCCGACGACCGGAAUUUCCACCGGAAACACGUCGAGGACGGGUGAUCGAUCACUGAUAAUCUCAUAUUCCUUUCGAUUCCUGUAAGUUUCCUUGCUUUUUGUAUAAUCAAUUUGACGAGAAAUGGAAGAGAAAGGAGAUAAGUGUAGCGCGUUACACGGGAAGUACGAUCUCGGACGGCAGUUAGGGCAUGGAACUUUCGCGAAGGUUUAUCAUGCUCGGAAUCUGCAGACAGGGAAGAGCGUGGCGAUGAAGGUUAUUGGGAAGGAGAUGGUGGUUAAAGUUGGAAUGAUGGAGCAGGUUAAACGAGAGAUCUCGGUUAUGAAGAUGGUUAAACAUCCAAAUAUCGUUGAAUUAUAUGAAGUUAUGGCGUCCAAAACGAAGAUCUACAUCGCUAUGGAACUCGUACGCGGCGGUGAACUCUUCUCCAAAAUCGCUAAAGGUCGUUUACGGGAGAAUUCAGCUAGACAUUACUUCCAGCAAUUGAUCUCCGCUAUUGAUUUCUGCCAUAGCCGAGGUGUCUAUCAUCGUGAUCUAAAGCCUGAGAAUUUAUUACUUGAUGGUGAUGGAAACUUGAAAGUAACCGAUUUUGGAUUAAGCACAUUCUCCGAUCAACUACGACAAGAUGGUCUUCUUCAUACGACAUGUGGAACUCCGGCUUAUGUUGCGCCGGAGGUAAUUUUGAAGAAAGGAUAUGAUGGUGCUAAGGCGGAUAUUUGGUCUUGUGGGGUUAUCCUGUUUGUUCUUUUAGCAGGUUUUUUACCGUUUCAGGAUGAUAAUAUAAUGGUUAUGUAUAGGAAGAUCUACAAAGGAGAAUUCAAAUGCCCACCAUGGUUAUCAUCUGAAUCGAGAAAAUUGAUUAGUAAAUUAUUGGAUCCGAAUCCAGAGACAAGGAUAACGAUUAGUAAGAUCAUGGAAUCUUCCUGGUUCAAGAAAGGAUUGGGGAAAGCUGUUAAGGUAGAUAAGAAGGAGAGUGAAUUUGUAAAAGAUAUGGAAAGUAUGAAUAUGAAUGCUUUCCAUAUAAUAUCUCUUUCAGAAGGGUUCGAUUUAUCUCCAUUGUUUGAGGAGAAGAGGAGAGUUGAGAAGGAAGAGCUACGAUUCGCAACGACUAGGCCUGCUAGUAGCGUGGUAUUGAGGCUGGAAGAGAUGGCGGCGAAGGCAGGGAAAUUUGAGGUGAUGAAGAAGGGAGGAGGAGAAGAGAAAGCAACAAGUGUUAGAUUGCAGAGAUUAGAGAAUGGAAGAAAAGGGCAAUUGGGGAUAUCGGCAGAUAUGUUUGCUUUGACGCCAUCGUUUCUUGUUGUGGAGGUGAAGAAGACGAGUGGGGAUACGUUUGAGUAUAAUCAGUUCUGUAGAACGGAACUUCGGCCAGCGCUGAAAGAUAUUGAAUGGACAUCACUUUCCGAGCACCCGACACCUGCUUGAUGAAUUCAUGUCUGUUUGUUUGUUUGUUGAAUCAUAGCUGGCCAAUGUGUAUAGUAAUGUUUGUGAUUUAGGUAUCUGUUUAUGUUCAUCAGUUGGUAAUGUGUCCAGUUGGGUAAUUUGAUAGAUAUGUUUGUUUUUAUGUUUGUUUGGUUAUGGUGGAGGUGACUUUCAAUGAAUUUGUACACAAUUUGGCUA